AAAAUAGGACACUAGAAAGCUAGCUAGCUGAGAAGUGAGACCUCCUCAUUUCCAUCACCAUCAUUCUUUGUACGUACGGAAGUUUUUCUGGCAAUACUAUGGCUUAUAGUACUCUAGUCAGUGCUGCCACCAUUUUUGUGGUGGUGGCCGCCACAAUUUGGGGCUGUUCCGAGGCAACCCGACCUUUCUUUGUGUUCGGCGAUUCACUUGUGGACAAUGGCAACAACAAUUAUUUGGUAACAUCGGCCCGUGCCGACUCCCCACCUUACGGGAUCGACUACCCCACUCAUUCUGCCACGGGUCGCUUCUCCAACGGCUAUAACAUUCCUGACCUUAUCAGUGAGGCUAUAGGUUCAGAGGCAACAUUGGCCUACCUGAACCCACAACUUAAGGGUGAAAAGCUGCUCGUUGGUGCAAAUUUUGCUUCUGCCGGAAUUGGAAUUCUUGGCGACACUGGCUUUCAAUUUGCAAACAUUAUAAGAAUGGGGCAACAGCUGGAGAUGUUCGAGGCGUACAAAGAGAGAGUGGGGAGUCUGAUAGGCGGAGAAGAGGCGGCGAGGCUGGUCAACCAGGCGUUGACCCUCAUCACUGUUGGUGGCAAUGACUUCGUCAACAACUAUUUUUUGGUACCGGUCACCGCCCGCCGUCUUCAGUUCACCAUUCCUAAUUUUUGUAAUUAUCUCAUUUCUGAAUAUCGCAAGAUCUUGAUGAGGCUAUACGAGUUGGGAUGCAGGAGAGUAUUGGUGACGGGUACAGGACCGAUGGGUUGCGUUCCGGCAGAGCUUGCCACAAGGAGCACAAACGGGCAGUGCGCGGUGGAGCCGCAACUAGCCGCAGAGAUUUUCAACCCACUUCUCAUUGAAAUGCUUGCUGAUCUCAACGAACAACUCGGCUUCGACGUCUUCGUCGCUGUCAAUGCCAUGAAACUGCAAAACGACUUCAUCAACAACCCCCAAUCCUAUGGAUUUGUUUCCACAAAGGUAGCAUGUUGUGGACAAGGACCGUACAAUGGAAUCGGGCUUUGCACGGCUGCAUCGAACUUGUGUCCGAACCGAGAUGAGUAUGCAUUUUGGGACGCGUUUCAUCCCACUGAACGGGCGAAUCGGAUUAUUGUCCAAUCCAUUUUGACUGGAGCAAAUCACUACAUUACUCCCAUGAAUUUAAGCACCAUUAUGCUCAUGGAUUUGAAGGAAUAGCUAAUGUUCAAGAGUUUCUCUAGCAUCGACUACACCAGUUAAAUAUGAAAUAACAAAUCAAAGUCUAAGACUUUUGGUCGUUCCACUGUGGAAUUUAAUUUUUGGAUGAUCUCCUAAGUUUUAUUAGACACUUUUUUAAAAUGUAAUAGUAGUAUGAUCAUAUGUUCAUUCGCAACUUCUACAUACUUUUAACAAGAUCAGGUUAUUUGGCAAAGUCAAUCUCUUUUUACUCCUCUACAAAUGCAAAUUAUUUUUCUUUGAC
Messenger RNA from Cuscuta europaea, 1458 nucleotides. Lineage: Eukaryota; Viridiplantae; Streptophyta; Magnoliopsida; Solanales; Convolvulaceae. The record is from the annotation of a GenBank genome assembly.